AUGUCCACUCUCGCCGAAUCCAUCUCCACCACCCCGGCCCAAGUCCCGCGCGUGCCCAUCCCACCCAAAGGCGUCGACUAUCGGGGCAAAAUCGUCCUCGCCCCGAUGGUUCGAUCAGGCGAACUCCCCUCGCGCCUCCUCGCUCUCCACUACGGUGCCGACCUCGUCUGGGGCCCCGAGACCAUCGAUCGCUCACUCAUCGGCGCCGAGCGCCGCGUCAACCCGCGUAAUGGAACUAUCGAAUUUACCCGUCUACCCUCCAAUGGUGGCCGUGUCGAAAAAGCCGCCAAAGCAUCAGUCAUCUACCGUCUCGAUCCUGUCCGCGAAAAGGGUAAACUCAUUUUCCAAAUGGGUACUGCCAACCCCGAUCUCGCCGUGCAGGCGGCAAAGGUUGUCGCUGGGGAUGUAUGGGGUAUCGAUGUCAACUCAGGCUGUCCCAAGCCUUUCAGUACAAGCGGUGGCAUGGGUGCCGCGCUGUUGCGCACCCCCGAUAAACUGGUUUCCAUUCUGGAGACGCUGGUUCGCGAAGUCGGUGAGCCUUAUCAGAUUGGUAUCUCCGUGAAGAUCCGCAUCCUCGAGACGCCCGAACUCACCGAAGCGCUCGUCACCCGCCUCGUCCGCACCGGUAUCACGGGUCUGACCGUCCACUGCCGCACAACUCCCAUGCGACCCCGGGAGCGUGCUAUCCGUGACCAGCUCCGCAUGGUAUCCGACAUCUGCCACAAGGCCGGCGUGGCAUGCCUGAUGAACGGCGACGUCACCUCCCGCGACAACGGACUGAAGCUGAUGGAAGAAUACGGCGUGGACGGCGCAAUGAUCGCCGUAUCCGCUGAGGCCAAUUCAUCCUGUUUCCGCUCCGAGGCAGACGGUGGUCUCGACCCGUGGCGCGACGUGGUCUACCAAUAUCUCAAGUUCUGCAUUGAAAGCGAGAACCGCUACGGCAAUACCAAGUACCUCCUCAACAUGUUAAUUCCCGGCAAAGUUAAGGAAUUCAAGGACGCCAAGCUAUCCAAGACCUAUUCCGAUGUUUGCCGUCGUCUGAAAUUCGAUGACCUGGUGCCUGCGGCCAUUCAGCUGGAUGAGAUUCUCGACCUCACGCAUAAGCAGGAGCUCGGUGAUGGUGAACAAUCCCAGACUGUUUCAAAGGCUGUGCAGAAUGCCAAGGAAAAUAACGAGUCUGCUCGUGCUGCUGGCGGUGGUAGCACCAGACCUGCCAAGUCAAAUUCCUCUAUGAACAAUGUUGGUCCCAUCCGCACCUCGUCCAUCCCACAGCCAGCUAAAGCAGCUCACCCCGCAUCUGUAUCCGAGCAGGCCACCACUACCGUUGAUCCGACCGUCCCCGCUGCAGAGGUCUCCCAGCAGUCCAGCGUGGCAGUUUAG
Penicillium cataractarum is the source of this 1380-nucleotide messenger RNA. Its product is annotated as tRNA-dihydrouridine(20) synthase (NAD(+)). NCBI's taxonomy places the organism in Eukaryota, Fungi, Ascomycota, Eurotiomycetes, Eurotiales, Aspergillaceae. Gene Ontology annotation, biological process: tRNA dihydrouridine synthesis. The transcript has a single exon. Gene Ontology annotation, cellular component: cytoplasm. The coding region runs from base 1 to 1380 and encodes 459 amino acids. Gene Ontology annotation, molecular function: tRNA dihydrouridine synthase activity; flavin adenine dinucleotide binding. The record is from RefSeq and is a predicted model, not a curated record.